Molecule: messenger RNA, 1205 nt
Organism: Heterotrigona itama
Lineage: Eukaryota; Metazoa; Arthropoda; Insecta; Hymenoptera; Apidae
Source: the annotation of a GenBank genome assembly
AUGUUUUUGCUUUCAGUUCAGAGCAAAGUGAGAUGCUCGGAGCAAUGGAUGGAGGUUGACAUCGUGAGGAGCAGCCCGCAGGCGAGGAUAUAUCUGCAACAGAUGAAGGACUUUCCAGACGAAGCUUGCAAACCACGGCUUAGCAACGGCGUUGCCACGUUCCGAUUACCGCUGUUAGAGCAAGACAUGUUGCGAUGCGGUAUCACGAGGGUCGUUAACAAAGUCACGGGUCAGAAGGUGUACUUUCAUCGGAUAAUAGUGGAGGAGCCCGCGGAUUCCAGCAAGCAUACGUUCACUGUAAAGUGUGUUAUCACCGAAGUCGUUGUGAAACCUGGAAUCUCGAUCCAAGCCAAUCACACCGCGGUACGACGGAGCGUUCUUCCAGCAGGUUUCCAGGAACCGGACGUGAUCGACAUCAGGGGAGAGAUCUCCGAGUCGGCGCCGGUACCGAUACUGGGAGUCGGCGUCAGGCAAGGUGGCAAUCUCGUCACCGGAGAGUUGAACGUCAGUCCAGGGACGCCAUUACAGAUGGAGAUUUUCCUGGACAAUGGCUCGGCGCCUGUUUAUGGACUCUUGGUUACAUAUAUGUUGGUCACGGACACCAAGUCGCAGGAGGAAACCAUUAUCAUCAAUGGCUGUUCCGUGGAUCCGUACUUAUUCGAAAAUUUCAACACAGUAGACGGUGACUUUCUGACAGCGAAAUUCCGGGCUUUCAAGUUCCCAGAAAGCACUUACGUUCAGUUUCGCGGCACUGUUAACGUCUGUCUGGACAAGUGCCAAGGGAUCGAGUGCAGCAACGGCCAAAUUGGAUUCGGGAGGAAGAGAAGAGCCAUCGACGUCUCAAAUACUGACAACAACAAGCUUUUCGAAGUGACUAUGUCCGCUCUUAUUAAAGUGGACUUUGAAGAAGACGCGGUGGUCGAUAAAGCUCUGUCCGAGUUGUACAUCAGAAGAGGGAAGAACAGGACAAAAGCUAGGGCUGUGAUCGCGGAGGAAGUUAGAGAGCAAGCAGCUCCGACGACAAUCAGGACGGAGGAGAGAGCUUUCAUAGCGCAAGAAGUUAAAGAACAGUUCAAGUACAAAGUUACCGAAACGGAGAUCAACGGCUCCACGUGUAGAACGUCAGUUUUACCUUCCGUCCUCGUUCUCCUUUGUCUUUGCAAAUUUUUGUAAGACUCGAAGAGGACGAUCCUGCAGACCGAUGA